Messenger RNA from Cuscuta campestris, 537 nucleotides. The record is from the annotation of a GenBank genome assembly. Lineage: Eukaryota; Viridiplantae; Streptophyta; Magnoliopsida; Solanales; Convolvulaceae.
CAUUAUUUGAUACCUUUUUUAAAAAAUUAUAUUCAUUCACUGAUUCAGAUCAGAAGAAGUGUUAAUAAUAUAAUGGACAAUUCCGGGGGCACAUUUCCGGCAGCUGAUGCAGAAAUAGAAUUGAAUCCGGAGAAGAUGAAUAAGGAUUUCCAACUCGAUCCUGUCUCUUCCAAACUAGCCUCCGACUUGGAGAACAAGGAGAGGGAAGAAGCGGGAAAGAGGGCAAGAGAAAAGGAAAGGAAGGAUGAUGCAAUGCGGAGACUGAAGACCGCCGUCCUGAUCUCCGCCGCUGCCGUCGCGGUUACCGUGGUACCUGAACUUCAAAUCCUUUCACAAAAAUCCCUGAACUUACACAAUCCUUUCACUAAUGAGCCAUUAGCCCGUUUCUAGGUUAACUUCCGGUCAUUAGGGCCAAAUUCGAAUUUUAUAUAUUUUAAAAUUUUCAAUUUGACCCCAUUUCUUCUUUUCUUUUCUUCCAGGCCCCGCCGCCGCCGCCCGCCGGUCAAAAUCGCCGGAAAAUGAACUUUUUCCGAUUCC